UGAUUUCCUGAUUGGAUGAGCAGGCUGCGAGGCUCAGCAUGUGUGUGUGUUAUUGGUUCGCAUGAAGUUCUGCGCAGAAGCAGGAAGAGAAGCAGCAGCAGAGCAGCAGACGAGCAGCUCCAGGCGAACACCCUGCGGGAACUCCGUGCGUUUACUGCUCUUCUCAGGAAGCAUGUGAUGACCCAUGCACAGAAAAAAGCUUUCCUCAGCCAGUGUCCAGGUGAGGGGCGUGGCCAUGUAGAGGGCUGGUCACAUGGUGAAACUAUGGGUGGAGCCUGGCCUGCGCAUUCAUUGCGAGAAGGCAAGGCCAAGAAAGACAUGGUGAAGAAAAUCAAGACCAGCGGUCAGGAGAGUAAGUGUUUGGCAAAGCAUUCAAUGAAAAUGAAUGAAACUAAGACCAAGAAAACAAAGUCCAAUACUGUGAGUGAGGGCCAUCGGAAGCUCUACCCGUUACGAGGAAGAGGCGAGGCAUUGAGUUGCCAUGUUCUGCUCACUCGCCUAGAUGAUGAGACCAAGCUGUGUGAGGUGGAUCCCAACAGAGUUCCAGGGCACAAAAAGAAACCAAAACCCUUCAAGAAAGCAGAAAACAGCAGGGAGUCAUCGCAGGAACACCUCACAAUUAUUGAUAAACCUUCAGCUCAGGAGCCACGGAAACGUAGACUAGCCUCGCUCAACGCUGAGGCGCUCAACAGUCUUCUGCUCGAGAAAACCGACGGGCCACCAGGUGCCAAACUCACGAAGAAACAAGGCAGUGGUUCGUCCACUACAGAGCAAACAAAGACCGGCUUGAAAAGAGCCGAAAAGUCCGAGACGUGCCAAAAGCCCAAGCAGAUGAAGAAAUCCUCGACCGAUAAGACGCAUGACGCUGAAGUGAGUUUGUAUGCUCCCACUCCCAGACGCUUGGCUGGACUCAACGCCGCUGCACUGCUGAAGCUCACCAGCUCAACCACCGCAAACAAGCACAGGAUCAAAACAGACAGCAAGACCGUCUGUGCGGCAGGGAAGCACAAACCCAAAGCGCAGAGGUCCAGGAAACACAGCUGGAAGCGGCCUGAACUGGAAGGAGCCUGCGAAGUGUGUAAAAGCAGGAGCUUUGAAUCAAAACUGACUCCAGAAAGUCACUGCUUAGCUAAAGCAGGAUACCAUGGCAUGCUGGGAUAUCGUCCUGUGAAGCUAGUGAAGGAGGAGCCGGUGGAAGAGCUGAGUCCUUACCACUGCUGUCCGCCGGAGAGCUCGGUGGAGUAUUGCCACCGGCUGGCGCUCUUCCUCGGGCAGAAGGCAUAUGGAGAGGGCGAGGAGCAUCCGGUGGUCAAGCAUGAGUGCCUGGUUCCAGCGCAUCCGGCCCUGACGCUCAGCGCCCAUCCCUGCCUGUGUGCGGAUCCAUGCUACUCCAGCUACUACGUCCACAUCGCUCAUCCCGGGAUGACCAGUCUGAGUGCUCAGACGCUGCCCUUCUGUCCACACGGCCUCUCCGGGUCCAAGCUGCUGGCCUCCUCAGGUAUCCUACACCCUGCCUUCUGCGGGUCAGUGGGGUCGCCCUGCUGCUGUGAGGCCUGUCGGGUCAGUGGAUACACCUUCAGCGCCGUGCAGCCAGUCGCCAGCAGGACCUGCUCGUUCUCCAGCUGCAGCCAUCCAAUCAAAACAGAAGAGGAGCACAGUCGCACGCUCCUCGUUCCCCAGGCCCUGCCGCGCUCUGGAUGUCCCAGCAUGACCCGAGCGACCUCCCCGGCCUCCCUUCUGUCCACGAUGUCUGACCGCAGGCAGGCAGAAGUCCGGCUUAAGGUGGCCACAGAAUGCCCUCAGAACACCAAGCCAUCCAAUGACUCGCUCACUAUGGGCCACAGCUUAUCAUCCCAGAAACAACCUACAACUAGUCCAGCAAGUGCCAAACAGCAGAAGAAGGCCACGAACGGAUGGCGUGCCGUCGGAGUCCCGACAGAGAAGGAGGUGUUUAUUGCGGGCGAUGACGAGACAGUUCUCCGUCAGUGUUAUGAAGGAGUGGAGCGUGACGGAGAGGUGAUCCGGGUACGAGACACUGUGCUCUUACGAUCCGGACCCCGCAAGAAAUCCCUGCCUUACGUGGCCAAGAUCUCAGCUCUAUGGGAAGACCCCAGAACAGGAGAGCUGAUGAUGAGUCUGUUUUGGUACUAUCGGCCGGAGCACACGCAGGGCGGCAGAGAUCCCAGCAUGCACUGCGAGAACGAGAUCUUUGCCUCCCGUCAUCAGGAUGAGAACAGCGUGGCCUGCAUUGAGGAGCGAUGCUUCGUCCUGCCGCUAGCACAGUACUGUAGAUUUUGUGCCUUGGUGAAGUGCCGCUCGGAGGGCGUGUCCGGCCACGCCCCACUGGUGCCCCACCCCUCUGACAGUGCUGGUCCCGCCCAUCGACGGGUGCCCCGCCCCUCUGACACCACUGGCCCCGCCCACCGACUGGUACCCCGCCCACCUGACAGCACUGGCCCCGCCCAACAUCAUGUGCCCGACGGCAUCGACCCGCAGCUGGUGUAUCUGUGCCGGCACGUCUACGACUUCCGCUACGGCCGCAUCCUCAAGAACCUGCAGUGAAACCGUUAAUGUGUGUCCAGUGGAGACACCAGCGUCCGGUCAGCAUUCAGAGCCAUUAGAUAAUCUGCCUUCUUCAUCUCUUCUUCAGAGACUCUGUCCAUCAGCUCGCUGAAGGUUUGGUGGUUCUCUUCAACUCCUUGUCAUGCACACUGGACUGUCACACUGCUGAAGGAUGAUGGGAGGAUCUCUGAAGGAUCCAGAACACUGAUGCUUUCACAAAACAUCACUCUUAAAAAUAAAGGUGCUUCACGAUGCCACAGAAGAACCUUUUUGUCUCAAUGGAAAAAAGUCUUUAACAUCUGAAGAAACUUUCUGUUUCACUAAAGCUUCUUUGUGGCGAAAGAAGGUUCAGAUUAUAAAAAGG
Messenger RNA from Carassius carassius (crucian carp), 2926 nucleotides. Its product is annotated as bromo adjacent homology domain-containing 1 protein-like. NCBI's taxonomy places the organism in Eukaryota, Metazoa, Chordata, Actinopteri, Cypriniformes, Cyprinidae. The transcript is spliced from 7 exons. The record is from RefSeq and is a predicted model, not a curated record. The coding region runs from base 16 to 2562 and encodes 848 amino acids. Gene Ontology annotation, molecular function: chromatin binding.